CCACCAGGACACACUUAACCCGCCUUUCCGCUCCUCCAGCCCCAGGCCGCCGCGUCCUGCCCGUGCCUCCGUCCCGACCACAGAGCCUCCUCGGCGGGACGGGUGGCGCUGCGGACACUGGGGACGUCUUCGCAGGCAUCUGGCACGGGGACGAGGGGGACAUGGAGCCGCCCUCUAAGGAAGGCUCAGUCCCUGCGACGUCGGCCACUUUUCGCUUCGCCCAUUCUUUCUGUUAUCUUCCAGGGAUUUCUUUUGGACGGUCCUCUUGUUUAAGCUACCGUGUUUAGGCGGCUAAAGCUGAAACUCCUGGUCGCCAAAAACAUCAGCGUGUCCUGUCUAACCUACAUGGCGGCUGUCCCACUGGAAAGAGGAGACAUUCAAUGGAAGUGUUGGUCCAGUCCAGAGACUCCCAAACUCCCCUUCAAAUGACAUCAUGCAUGUGUGUGGUUGCCCGCUGAUACACACCAUGUCUUCACCGGAGGUCGUCUUGGGUUUCCUGGAGGACGCAGAGUCUUGGAGGCUUCGCUCCCCGCAGUUCCCCAGUAAAGUCGGCGGGAAACCGGCGUGGCUUUGCCUACGAGACCUGCCCUCACUUUCCGGGCUGGAGUGUGAGACAUGCCGCCUACCGAUGGCCUUUCUGCUGCAGGUGUACGCUCCAAUUUCCGGUCAAGACAGAAGUUUCCACAGAACCCUCUUUGUGUUCUGUUGUAAAACUCCUGAGUGCUAUGCUCACAGUGACAGCUGCUGCAUGAAAGUUUUUAGAAGUCAGCUGCCUCGGAUGAAUGACUUCUACUCAUAUGAGCCACCAGCAGAGGAUGAGCCCCCUGGCCACUUGGAUGCAGACCAGAGUGUGUUGCCCACAUCAGGAGUUAAACUCUGUUGGGUGUGCGGUUGCCCCGGCAGCAAAGCCUGCUCUCGCUGCCACACCGUCACAUACUGCGGGAAACACCACCAGACGCUCCACUGGAAGAACACGCACAAGAAGGAGUGCUCCAGCGGCCACAAGGACACAUCCGCCUGCUCGUUUCUCUUCCCGGAGUUUGAGCUUUUAACAGAGCCUGAGGUGGAAGAGGAGGACAAGGGGGAUGAAGGAGAUGAGGCCAUCACUCAGACGAGUGCAGACUUUUCCUCUUUAGCAGAAACACUAGCAGAGACAGACCUGGAAGAAAUGGCCAUGCAUGAGACUGAGGAACACAAAGUGUUCCAGCACUUUAAAAGGAAGAUUGCACCGGAGCCUCACCAGGUUUUGCGUUACAGCCGAGGCGGCUCUCCACUGUGGGUGUCGUCACAGCAUAUCCCAUCAGAUACAGACAUCCCAGCAUGCACCUGUGGCGCCAAGAGGACUUUUGAGUUCCAGGUGAUGCCCCAGCUGCUCAACAGUCUGUGUGUGGACUCCAAAGGAGCCAGUAUUGACUGGGGAACUCUGGCCAUUUAUACCUGUUCUGUCAGCUGUAGCCAUGACGAUCAGUACUGCCUUGAGUUCAUUUGGAAGCAGGACUUCAGCUCAGACCAGCAAAGUCAAAUUAAACAGCCAUAAAUGUCCCAA
Messenger RNA from Dunckerocampus dactyliophorus (ringed pipefish), 1546 nucleotides. RefSeq names its product programmed cell death 2 (gene pdcd2). The record is from RefSeq and is a predicted model, not a curated record. Lineage: Eukaryota; Metazoa; Chordata; Actinopteri; Syngnathiformes; Syngnathidae. The transcript is spliced from 7 exons. The coding region runs from base 434 to 1537 and encodes 367 amino acids. Gene Ontology annotation, cellular component: cytoplasm; nucleus.